Sphaerodactylus townsendi is the source of this 8996-nucleotide messenger RNA. RefSeq names its product protein kinase AMP-activated catalytic subunit alpha 2 (gene PRKAA2). Gene Ontology annotation, biological process: intracellular signal transduction; protein phosphorylation. Gene Ontology annotation, molecular function: AMP-activated protein kinase activity; ATP binding. The record is from RefSeq and is a predicted model, not a curated record. Gene Ontology annotation, cellular component: cytoplasm. NCBI's taxonomy places the organism in Eukaryota, Metazoa, Chordata, Lepidosauria, Squamata, Sphaerodactylidae.
GGGGGAGCCAAAUGGCUCUUUGAGGGGAAAAGGUUCCCGACCCCUGUUCUAGGCAAACAGAAUCCCCAUCUUUUCCUGUUCUGUAGCGCCCAGGCCGGACUCAGCCACCCCUUACCUGUCCGCCUCCCCCUCCCGCCCGGUCGCCAUGCGCUGCCUCGUCGCCCGCCCCGUCUCCCCUCCCGGCCCUGCUGCAUUGUGGUCCGGCCCGGCCGGUGGCGGCGGCAGCGUAAAACGGCAUGAAGAUGGCUGAGAAGCCUCCGCAGAAGCCGCACGACGGGCGAGUGAAGAUCGGCCACUAUGUGCUUGGGGACACGCUGGGGGUCGGCACCUUCGGCAAAGUCAAGAUUGGAGAACACCAGCUCACAGGACACAAAGUGGCGGUCAAAAUUUUGAACAGACAAAAAAUCCGCAGUUUGGAUGUGGUUGGGAAGAUCAAACGAGAAAUUCAAAACCUAAAACUUUUCCGGCAUCCCCAUAUCAUCAAACUGUACCAGGUCAUCAGCACGCCAACAGAUUUUUUCAUGGUUAUGGAAUAUGUUUCCGGCGGGGAAUUGUUUGAUUACAUCUGUAAAAAUGGACGUGUUGAAGAGGCUGAAGCAAGGCGCCUUUUUCAACAAAUUCUGUCGGCUGUGGAUUACUGUCAUCGGCAUAUGGUGGUUCACAGAGACCUGAAACCGGAGAAUGUGCUGUUGGAUGCACACAUGAAUGCCAAAAUAGCUGAUUUUGGACUUUCCAACAUGAUGUCUGAUGGCGAAUUUCUGCGAACAAGCUGUGGUUCACCCAACUAUGCAGCACCUGAAGUUAUCUCUGGAAGGUUAUAUGCUGGUCCAGAGGUUGAUAUCUGGAGUUGUGGUGUAAUUCUGUAUGCUCUUCUCUGUGGGACUCUUCCUUUUGAUGAUGAGCAUGUCCCAACACUCUUUAAAAAAAUUCGCGGAGGUGUAUUUUACAUUCCUGAAUACCUCAACCGUUCAGUUGCUACCUUACUCAUGCAUAUGCUACAGGUUGAUCCACUCAAACUUAAAGCAACCAUCAAGGACAUACGAGAACAUGAAUGGUUCAAACAGGAACUGCCAAGUUACUUAUUCCCAGAGGAUCCAUCUUAUGAUGCUAAUGUCAUUGAUGAUGAUGCCGUGCGAGAAGUAUGUGAAAAAUUUGAGUGCCCUGAAUCUGAGGUGAUGACCAGUUUGUAUAGUGGGGAUCCCCAAGACCAACUUGCAGUAGCAUACCAUCUUAUUAUUGACAAUCGGAGAAUCAUGAACCAGGCCAGUGAGUUCUACCUCGCUUCCAGCCCUCCUACUGGAUCUUUCAUGGAUGACACUAUGCACAUCCCCCCAGGGGUGAAACCCCACCCUGAGCGGAUGCCUCCUCUAGUAGCAGAUAGUCCCAAAGCAAAAUGUCCCUUAGAUGCACUGAAUACCACUAAGCCAAAACCACUGACUGUGAAAAAAGCCAAGUGGCAUUUAGGAAUACGGAGUCAAAGCAAGCCUUAUGACAUCAUGGCAGAAGUCUACCGUGCUAUGAAACACCUGGAUUUUGAAUGGAAGGUGGUGAACGCCUAUCAUCUUAGAGUUCGUCGGAAGAAUCCAGUAACAGGAAAUUACGUGAAAAUGAGUUUGCAGCUUUAUCAGGUUGACAAUCGCAGCUAUCUUUUGGACUUUAAGAGCAUUGAUGAUGAUGUCAUGGAGCAAAGAUCAGGCUCUUCCACACCUCAGCGCUCAUGUUCUGCAGCUCGUUUGCACAGACCAAGACUGAGUUUUGAUUCUGCCACUGCUGAUUGCCAGUCGCUCCCAGGAUCCCUCACUGGCUCCUUGACUGGGAGCAUGCCCUCUAUAACACCACGCCUUGGUAGCCACACCAUGGAUUUCUUUGAAAUGUGUGCCAGUCUCAUCAUGGCGCUUGCUCGCUGAAUGGUAUAGUUAAGAAGCUUGAUUUCUUUGGGCAGGGUCAGACCUUGGCAAAAUGUGCACUAAAGAACAGUUUUGAGCAUUGUCAUCAAACGAAAGCUAAAUUUUGAAAGUAGAAAUAAUAAUUUCUGUAGCCAGAAUGUAUUGUGUAUAUUAUGGGAAAUAUGCAAAUGUGGCUCUAUUUAUGUAAUUCUAGUGGCAAACUUUACAAUAUUUAUGCAAGGAGUUUGGAGUGUUUCUGUUUGAAUAUGGUAGAAGGGGUGGAACAGUGAAAUGAUUGGUAGUUCUAGAAGACGAGGACUGGGGCCCUAUUCAGCUACUGGUAGCUGUCUUGGUGAUAUUGCUCCUAAGUUAGAGUUUGCAGAAAAUGCAACAGUUGCCAAAACGUAAACAUGUGUGCUAUUGUAGAAUCCACAGUGCCCCUGACAUUGUGAAUGUUUCAGUGCAAUAAUGUUCUUGAAGACUUGAUUAUUCCUUCAAAGGAUUCAGUACAUUUAAUUGAUUUUAGUAAACACAUAUUAAAAUAGAUUAGUCCCAGAUAUCUUCAGUUGGAAAAAUUUUGGUGGUAGGCCUAGCAGCCUGUAGUAAUGCAAUAUCUUUCUUUAUUAGAGUACUUUUGGAAUGGUACAAUUUUAAGAACACUUUGCUAGGAUUAAACCCCAUUGAAUAAAAUGGGAUUUCUUCAAAGUAGACCUGUUCAGAAUUAAGUGACCUGUUGCAGCGUAAAAGUAUCAUUCCGUAGAAUCAAUUCCCCCAAAAAACCACUUCUGUGGGAGAACAUGUCACAUCAAAAAUGCUAAGAGGGAUCCACUUUCCAUUUUCUGACACAGUGGAGAGCUGAACAUGCUGAGCGUUGUGGCUGAAGGCACAAUACUACUCAUUAUAAGACAAUGUUACACAGUGGAGCAAUCAGAGAAAAUAAACUUUUUUCCUAAUGGCAGCAAGCAAGGAAUGAUGCACAGGUCACGGAAUACCAGGUACACAAAUAGCCUGUUAUUCCCAAUUGUUUCCCAGGUUCUACACAUCUAACAGAAUUUUGGUUACUGCUGGAGUGUUUGGUUUUCGUGUAUGUGGGUAUGUGUGCGUGCACCGUCAAGUCAUAACUGACUUAUGGUGACCCUGCAUGGUUUUCAAGGCAAGAGACUUUCAGAAGUAGUUUGCCAUUGCCAGCCUCUGUGUGGACUGAGAGAACUUUGAGAGAACCGUGACUGGCCCAAGGUCACCCAGCAGGGUUCAUGUGGUAGAGUGGGGAAUUGAACCCGGUUCUCCAGAUUAGCGUCCUGCCACUCUUAACUACUACACCAUGCUGACUCUCGUCUUACCCUUGUCCUGUUCCAGUGGAAAGUUUCAAAUAUCUGAACUGAAGAGUUAAAAAGAAAUGGAUGAGUCCAUACUCAACAAAGUAUUCCUAUAAUAAACAGUAGCCGUGCAGAUCUGGCAGACACGAGUUGCAAGAUGAUACUUGUCAGUCUUCUUUGCAGACACCUCCCAGGCAUAGCCUGUGCUUGUAAUGUGUGGCUGGGCCCUUGUUUGCUGCUUCAUAGUGACAGGCCCAGGCCCAGUAGUUCUCUCUGCAAUCUCAUCAAAAAAUCAGCGAUCACUUGAAUUUUUCGCAAGUUUUCCAUGAGAUGAUUGCUACAUCGGGUUAUUGGCUCUUUUCAUAAACAUCCCAUGUUAACAUUUUUGCAGUUUAAUUAAAGUUCUACUUUAAGGAGUUUAUGUUACCUCUGAAGGGAUUUUUUUCCCACUGCAACCUUUCAUAACUGCUCUGUACUCACAACUAUUCAUUGGCCUGAGCUUAUUAAGCUCAGACCACCUACUAGAGCACAUAAGCCAUACUCAAAGGCUGCUCUUAAUCACAUUAUUAGUCUCCCAUCAAUCAUUUCAGGCCAUGCCUUGUACUGGGUAUAUCCAAGUGCAGCCUUCUGUUUAAAUAAGAAAUUAUUAACCUCAUGGCUGCUAAAGAUCAAAAUUUCUGUAACUGUCCUUUAGUGGAAGGGUAAGGAGGGAAUUAUGUUGUUCCUCCAGUUCAGAAAGUAAUUCACAACCUGAGCAAACCAAAAGAAUUGCAGAUAAACCAGUGUUACCUUAAGGGUCAUGAAGGUAAUGGGAAAAUUAGAGAAACUCAAGGAGGAGUCAAGUGGAAAAGAGCUCAGCUGGUUUCUCAUGGCUAAGAAAAAAAUUAGGUUGGUCCUUUUUAUCUCUUCAGUUGUACGGACCUCUCUUUUACUUUCUGACUCCACUGUUAGGUCAUGUGUGUCACCAUUUUUUCAUUCAUGAUUUUGCUUGCAAGUAGCUUGUAAGAUCUCCUAUUAUCUGCUAAAACUAAUACAAGAACGCAUGUCAGUUUCUUGUCUUCACUCCCCUUAAUUUUUUGCCCUUCUUCCAGAGGUUUUUUAAAAUUGUAUUCUUCCUCGAAGGAUUAUCACAAAGCCCUCGUUUGGUACAUGAGGUUGUCCAGUGACUGCUCCAAGUCACACAUUAAUUGCCACAGCUGGGUAUGGAUCUGGACUCAAGUCUCAUACCACUGUUACAAGACAAUAGGCAGGGGAUACAUUAUGGAUGCCUUAGCUUCACUCAGGGGCAUACUGCCCUGGGGACAUGAGGACACCCUUGUCCCCGGGCGCACACCUUUUGGUCACAUGAGGGGCACCGGGCGCCCCAUGACAAAACGGUGUGCGCCUGAACUACCUGCUGUGGCAUCCCACCCCCUCCUGGGCUCCCUGCAAGCAGGUUCUGCCCUCCCCAGGCACUGGGGAGAGCAGGAGCCAGCCUGUAGGGGGUGGGUGGGUUCCAUGGCAAUGAUCCACCCUCCAAGGAGCCGUCCUGGCAGGGGGCGGGGCUCUGCAGCAGGCAGGGGGGUGCCCGGAGGAGGUUUUGUCCUUGGGCACCAUUUCCCCUACAUAUGUCUAUGGCUUCACUUUCUCCUCUUCCUAGAGAUCCAAAAAUAUUUGAUAGCUGAAACUAGACUUCAAGGGACUGCUAUAGGACUAGGUUUGUCUCAUGAAUGUUUUCUAAUAGCAACUUGAGUGUUUCUCAGAAUGUCAGUCAUAGGCAAUCAACCUUUAAUGACAUCCUAAUUAGCCUUUCAGGGUAUGCUUUUUCUAGGUGCUAUAACAUUGACCCUUUGAGGUGAUACUUGUAAAAAUGUUAGGCUUCUGCUAUUAUGAUAGUAGCGCAGACUUCAGUGAAAGCCACACCAACAUAACUCCAUCUGUCUAAUUCUACAAGCCAUAGAAGUUGAAGGUAAUUGUUGUAGCCAAACUGAAUGUGUUUUUCCAAUACAAAUGAGUUUCCACAAGGCCAAAUUGCCAUUUAGAUUGGCCAAAAUAUAUAACAAAAGGCAGCCUUAGCGAAUUCUCAUGUAUUUUUCAGAUGAUUCAGACGGAUGCCCUUGAGGUCUAAAGAGUUUGGUGAGCUUUGCAUUUCAAUUCAGAUAAUCUUCCAGAAGCUGAGUCUCUGACAAUUAUUUUCUCUCUGACAGGACAACAGCCAAAUUUACCUUUCUGGUAGAAGAGCAGAUAGUACACAGAAUAGAUGCUGUUUCAUUGUAGCUGGAACAUAAACUUGACAAUACUGUCCAAGCCAGAGGGCUUUUAUGUACCUCUAAACCUUAAUUGAUUGUGACCUUCACCAGUGUACUGAAAAAGCAGGGAUAAUUCAUAUUGUUCCUUUUGUAAAUGUUCUCUGAAGGAAUCAGAUUUUACUCAUAUUUCCAGCAACAUCAGAACUUAAGAUUUUUCUUUUAUUAAAGUGCAGGCUGUGUGGAUUGUGUAAUUAUUCAGUUAAUAAUAUUGGGUUUAUAUAAUCAGUUUUUUGUUUUACAAUGAGGCAAUGAAUUGUUGUCUGACAAAACAGGCUGAAGUCAAGGCAAGGUGAACAGAAAACAGUCACUGUGGGGCAACAUUUGCUGCAGUUUCAGUUUCUGCAUUAAAACAUUGCCAUUUUAACAAUAUUUGGCACUGUUCUCCCAUUAAAAGAACAAAGCUAGUCCUGCUUCUACUGAAACUGUCAUUGUUUUCUUCAUGCCAGGUAGAGAGAGAGUUUUAUGUCAUACUUGUUUGUAUUCCUGCAUGCCCCACUGGAGGAACAAAUAACAUUGUCAGGCUGUCUGCCAUGAACACAAUUUAAAGAAAAACCAAGAACAAGCUUAGCUGCUCAGUUCAUAGAACUAUCUGGUUUGCGAUUACCAGUAAUGCUAAAGUGGUAUCUUAUAAUCUUUAACAUACCAGAAACAAAUUGUGUUAAAUAUAACCAGCAACAAGGCUUUUUUGACCACUUGUAACUCUUCCCUGUGGGACAGGAAUAAACUUAGGUUUUAGCACUUACAUUACACUUUACCUCUUUUAAAGGCAAAUUGCUAAUGAUUAAAGAAAAAGAUAUUCACAAUAAUGCCUGUUAAGUGUCUGAUGCCUUUUAAGAGCACUGUAGACUAUAAGGCUCUUACAUGUAGCUUUAGUGAUGUGUCCAAAUGGCUCGUGGCCAUCACAAAUGCGCAUGUAAGAGGAAGAAUUGAUUUUUAUACCCCACUUUUCUCUACCUUUAGCAGUCUCAAAGCAGCUUACCAUCACCUUUCCUUCCCCUCGCAACAACAGGCACUACCAGUAUGUGAAGUAGGCAAGGGCUGAAAGAGUUCUGAGAGAACUGUGACUAGCCCUAGUCACCCAGGUUUCAUGUGGAAGAGUGGGGAAUUGGUUCUCCAAAUUAGAGCGCUCCCCUCAUAACCACUACACCCCACUGGUGUAUGUUUGUUAUCUUUCUUGACUUUUUAUGCUUACAUCUUAGUGGAAUAAAUAUUUAAGGGUAGAAUUUUGAAAUAUCUAUCAACGUUGUUGCUACUAAGCUAUAACUCUACCAGUGUACAUUUUAGAAUAUUUUAAACAGACCUUUUGCAUCAGAAUUUCUUUAGUUUACAGUGUUAUAGCACAGAUUCAGAUAGCUAUCACCUACAUUUUGUUCAGCCACUAUUUUUUAUUGACGUGCUGCAAUAUAGAGGUUAUAGAAGCCAUCCUGGCUUUGUAACUAUUUAAGAUGGCACACUGAAUAGCUUGGUAAUCAUGGAAAAAAUGUAUUCAUUAUGACUCAUAAUAUGAUCUUGUAGGCCUUUAACUUGGUUUCAAACAAGAAUCCUGCACUGGAAGAAAAAGUACCAUUUUCUAGUGGUCAUUGAUGCAUCUGUAGUAGAAUCGCAGUACGUUUUGUUGAAUGUUUUGUUACAAGUUGAUGUAACUUAAUUUGCAGCUAUAGCUCAGUAACAAUUUGUUGCUCCUAUCAGUGGUGGUAUAUCGAUUCAAGAAAAAACCUGGCCUGCACUAGCUAGAAAACCAAAUUUGUGCCUUCAGUUUGCAUCAGCUGCUCAAAGUCACAAAUGCUGUUAUUUUCAUUAAUUCCACAGCUGCUAUUCAGCUUUCAGUAACUCCUAGACAAUAAAUCUCUGCAAAAUUUGAAGGGCUUGCUAUGUUGUUACAUUGUCUGAAUGUUUGCAUGGUCAUGAUGAAUGCCUGUUGCCGCAGGCUGCAGUUGUAUCAAGGAUAUAUGCUUCCAACAAUGCAUUUUUCAAUUCAACCUGAAUUUUCCCAGCUAAAAUUUACUUCUGCUUUCUUUUCCUUGCUUUUUCCCAGCCCUAUGCCAAACAGUAUAUGGUUGCUUUGGGGUUUGAUUUUAUUCCCUAGUAUUUCAUCCAUAAUUCUUUACUAUCGUCACAAUCCAGAGAUUUCACACGUCUUUCUAUUAAAAACAGUAUGUUCUAAUUCAGACCUAUGUCCAUAAUACAUGGUUGAGGCAGCACUCAUGCACCAAACCCCAUUCAUUUCAUAAGACAGCAGCUCCACAGGCACUGGCCAUUUGUGCUUAAACAAUCUGUGCAGAGAAGAAUCCCAUAGGUACACAGCAGCACUGGAUCACAUAGUAGACUGUGACCAGAAUGAGAUAAGACAGUAUAUUUAGAAAUAAGGGGAUACUGAAUGCUCUUAGACUUCUCUCUGGCAUUUUUUAUGAACAGCUCCCAUGUCAGAAAACGCAGAAGAGGUGCCUUGUCUCUUCAGAGGCGAGAGCUGCUUUGGAUACAAAUCCAAAAAUAAGUUGCAACUGUGCAGACAAGUUUUAAUCUGCAUGCAAAUAAUCCUGGAUCAUCCCAGACCAGUAACUGGAGUUGCUCAUAAGCUGUGCUCUAAUUGUAGUACGUUGUUCUUAUUAUGGAACUUUAAGGUAACUGAAAAACCAACCAUUGAAACCACUAGUUUUCUAUGCAUUUAGCAAUAUUUCUUUAUAUACUUUAAUGGACAAGGAACCUGAUCAUCAGCUAAUUUACUCUACACUUUCGCUAUUGUCUGAUAUCAGUGCUUGAUUUUCAAAUGCCUUGAAUCUUCUGCUGAAACUGCCUUACUUGAUCAAACUUAUUUAUGAAAUGUAUUUAUCUGAAGACUCCUUGUGUUUCACUAUGCAUUUUUUUGUUCAGCAGUUGAAUGUAGUUUAUUUAUCGACAUCUCCCAAAGUUCUGACACAGCUACCAUAAAUAUACUAGUAUUCAUUCUUGUUGCUGGAAAUGAAGUCACUUUGUAUUGUUUUACACAUGUGGAUGUUUUGUAAAUCUAGCAGUAUUUUCUUUCAUGCGCAAAACAAAGCUGAAAGCCACAUGAUCACAGCUAUGACCUUGAGAACUACUAUAACUUCGAUUAAUAGUACCUCUCAUGCCCAGAAGAAGCUUGAGGAAACUGAACCUUGUAUUUCUUGUUAUUUAAUCAUGGAGCUACGUUGUGUAAAAUUACUGUGCUAGCGUGUGGUGGUGAGAUACAAUGUUUUGCAGACUGCUUCAAAAAUGUUAUUCAGAUUAAACCUCAAUAUCGGCUUAUAAAAAGGCAACACAGGACUGUUUUUAAAAAAGUCACUGCUUUAUUUGCAUCAGCAGCAUUUGGAAAAGGUAUAUUUCACUCCUCUAUUUAAAUUGUUCUGAUGCAUAAAAUGAAAACUAAAUAACUCCAAACCAGAUUGUAAUUUACAUAUUUGUGUUGAAAAGGUUUAUUUUACACUGUAUGUGCUGGUUGUUUUAUUAAUAUUUGUUCAUCAAAAAUAAAGAGAUUACAACAUUUCAAA